Messenger RNA from Aphanomyces astaci, 2095 nucleotides. RefSeq lists its product as hypothetical. The transcript is spliced from 6 exons. The record is from RefSeq and is a predicted model, not a curated record. The coding region runs from base 338 to 1105 and encodes 255 amino acids. NCBI's taxonomy places the organism in Eukaryota, Oomycota, Saprolegniomycetes, Saprolegniales, Verrucalvaceae.
CGACCUUUCAGUUACAACACAUGUUUGAGAUAGCGCCAUGCACGGAAAAGCACCAAGCAUAUUCAAAAUUGGGAUCGAUUCAGCGGAAUGUGCAAUGUGAACUGGAAGGCUUGCGAAAGAUGCUGCACAUUCAGGAACAAGCAGCCGCAAGUAUGUCCAAUCCAGCUCCAACGCCGCCCCUUCUGCCCACAGGGCAAUAUGCCAAAGCACUUGAUGUACUGCACAAGCAAGCGAACAUAUCCAUGGAAUAUGAGGAGCCAUGGGAAUGUUGAUUCUGUUGUAGAAACAAGAGUGGGAUUCGACCCCACAUGCAUGUCCCCGUCCAUUUCGUUCGCGAAUGCUAUUCCAAGAGCACGAGUCAGUUGAUCCAGCAGCCGCGAGAUGCGAAGCGAUGUUGCAGCAGGCAGAACGCAGUGCCGACGUCCUACACGAGUCUUUGGAAUCCGAGGCGAAAGAGUUGGUUCACGUUCGAGAGGCCAUGGAAGUCAAGUGGCGGGGCAUUGCCCAUCAACAAGCCGACGAGAUUCGCGACUUGAAGAAAGCAGUGGCCGAGAAGGACAAGGCGAUCGAGUUGCUCCGGAAUGGGCUCCGCCAAGCGCUGCAACUUGCCCUAGUCCACGAAGAGGAUCUCGUGACACGGUCUAAUGCCACCCUACGUCGAAACGAAGAGCUUCAAAAGCUUGCGACGGCUGCCCACGAGACGAACCAGUUGCUCAUGACCCAAGUGCACAUUCUUCGUCGUGCCCUGGAGGACCAGAGAGCAACGGCGUUGGACCAACGCGAAAAGGAAGAACAGUGGAGGGGUAUGGUGGAAGCGCAGAAUCGCCAGCUCCACGACCGAUUGACCCAAGAAAGCCAAGCCAAAGCAGACAUGCAAGCCACGCUCGUGAGUGUUUUGCAACACAACGCCCCCCCGAUGCCCCCAGCACACGAAAACGUCGAUGCAGUUCGAGCCACUCCGAUUUUCGCCCCCAAACUGCAAUUGAACAAACAACCGCCAUCAUCCAUCCCUUCCCAUCCAGCCCUCCAUCCCCAAGCUAGCGCUCAUGGAGGAACCUCCAUCAAGAACCAGUUCACCACCGCAACAGUCCCAUCGUGGAAAUAACUGGCUUAAAUAUGAUACGACGACAGGUCGGACGAGACGCUGCUUGUCCGGCGAGCUUGGUGGUCUAUUGCAGUCUUCAUACGAUCGCCGUCGUCGUGCAGUUGGGUCACGUGGUCGCUACUGCCGUCCAGAUCGUCAUUGUUCCCGUCGGCGGUGAGAUCUUCCUUGCUGUCCACACGAAUGCUAAAGUUGGACGACUCCCCGCUUGACCGUCGGUGGUCGUCGUCCAACAUGGCCAAGUCCGAGUUGACACUUCGCGGCGACACUGAUGACAGCGGCAUGCUUGCUUCGGGGGACGUGAUGCGGUAGCUGAACGACAGACUCCUGCCUGACGACCCAGCGGGGGUGGACAGCCGCAGGUCAAAGUACCCUUUGGCCGAGUCGGAUUGGUACGACCCCGCGGAAUUGUUGUCUCGAAUGUCGUCGACGGCAAAGCUGCGGUUGGCCAUGGCCGUCCGGGUGAAACUGUUGUUGUACUCGACGCCAUUACCGCCAGGGUGGUCGAGGAUAAAGUUCACGGGGCUAGGCAGCAUGUACGACGCGUUGGAAGUCGACGUGGGCGUGGGCUGCGAGUGGUGGAGGAACGAUCGAGGGGAGAGUUUGGACAAGUGCUGUCGUUGGCGAGGCGACAACUGGGGCGGCUGGCGCUGGUUGCGAGGAUGUUGACUCGUCCUGUUGAAGGUCGAGGUCGGCGGGGUGCCAAGGUAGACUUCGUCGUCUCCCCGGCGGGUGCGGUCGUUGCUCUCGGAACCCCGACGAGCCCGUCGCACGUACAGAACGACAAAGAAGGCCACGAGAAACAAGGCGAGGCUUGCACACGCAAUGAUAGCUAUCAACAUGGCCUGAUUGUUGCUUGGAUUGGCCACGGUGGUGUCGAUCUGGACAUGAGUUGGGACGAAGGUAGCUGAGUUGUUCCAGUCGGAGAGGGCGUUGUCAAGACCCGUGACGUCUAGUACAAUCAUGCUAUUAGCUGUGAAAGUGAAAACAAAG